UUAAUAGAUUAAUUGAGAAACACGAUUAAUCAUUAAGCCCCAUGGAAUUAAUUCUAAGCUGAAUAAUCCAAGACUGAAAAGCUACGCAAACACUUAGUAAAUCUAUUUCUGCCUUUGCAAGUAUGUAUUUAUUCAAGAACUAAAUGCAAAUAGUGGAACCAAAAUCAAAGUAUGAAAUGAGGAACCCAUAGACGACAAAUCGUUUUGAUGUUUGAAUAACAACGUUUUUCAAAUUAGGAUAUGUCAACAUUGAUUUGCUGUGUUUCCAAGCAGCCCUCCAUCGGUGGAAACUCCAUGGCGUUAACAACAGGCAAGAGAAAAAGUAUGUCUUUAAAUAAGGAUUAACUAUAAUGAUUAUUUUUAAGAAAACUGACAAGUAAAACUGACUCAAAAUGGAUUUCAAAGACACACGAUUGUACAAAACGCUGACGGGGACAGAUGUGGCUGAAAUCAGCACCGUUAUGCAUGAGUUGAUAAAAACAGGUCGAGAUAUCACUCUACAAGACCCUAUCACCGGAAGAGGAUAUCUACACGUAAUAGCCGAACAUUCCGAUCGAUUUAAAGACGCUCGUGCCAUUCCUGUUGUCUACCAGUUGACAUAUGCAGGAAUAGAUAUAAACCUACAAGACAUCAACGGAGACACGGCCUUGCAUAUAGUUGUAAAGAAUACGGGAGCACAUGCCAUAAUGGUCGCUCUGAUAAGAUCCGGGGCAGAUAUGGGGAUAUUAAACAAGAAAGGAGAGAGUCCACUCGACUGUAUCAAGCACUACCAGCCUCUAGGACACGGUGAAAUGGAAAUGUGGCACAACGCUUAUAAACCAGGUCUGUACGACGCCGUAAUGGGCGCGAACCCCGACGCGGAGCUCGUUGAACGCCUCCUUAAGUCCUGGUGCAGGGUGAUCAUAUUCCGUAAUAAGGAGUGGAUCAAUCUGGCUGAGCUUGUUCAACCAAGAACUGGAAAUACAGAGAUCUCAAACCUACUCAAGAAAUAUCAAUGGACAAAUCAAUACGUACAUGCGACGCUAGGUGGCUCUGUUUAUCACAUGAAAUAUCUCCUCGCAAAAGACACUGGUCCAAAAAUCGACGUGAAGACUUUUGACGUGUCUCAUUUCACGCCAUUCCCGGAGUGUCUCCCUAUGCCACGCCCCCUUCUUGCCUCGUCCUGGGAGCAAUUGAACUUUGACAUCAUUGAAGAACUAAUGACAUCUGGUGCCAAUACUAGUGUGUUAUACGGAACUGCAGAGCCGGGAGAAAACUCAAAGAAACCUCUGAUAUUUCACUUGGCGAUAGGUCCUAACAAACCAUCUCUGAGAAUCAUCCACAGGAUAUUAAAACAAUCCAAAAUGAACUGUAAAAACCCAAUGGGCGAAACAUUAAUCUACGAGUGUAUACGACGAGGUGAAUCCAAAGGCAUGAUACAAUCAUUGAUUAACUAUGGAACCGAUAUUAGCUUGAGGAACGUGGACGGUCAGACUGCCCGAGAUGCUGCGGAAGAACACAGCAAACCAGAAUACGUUGAACUCAUUGAUAAGCACGUUGGAGACACUGUCAUUAAAGGUGAUAUGAAUGCAUUAAAGAAGCUUGCCAUACAAGGGUAUGACCACCUGGAAGAUAUUGGUAGAGACGCAGAUGUCACGUAUGCUAUAUGCAGCAAAAUAUGGAGAGAUGACAUGUAUGCAUUUUUCAGAAACAUUCCAAAAAUAGAGGCGAAAUGUGAAGAUCUGUUUACAGCGGUUGAUACAUGUGACCUGGACAAAAUCAAGAAGUUAUCAGAUGAUAUUGAUUACGAAAAUGCCAGAGAUGCAUGCGGGAUGAGUCUUCUUCAUAGAGCAUUACUUCAAAACGAUAUUCCACACAGACUCGUAGAGAUUAUCAUUGAGCGCUUCCCCCACACAGUUCAAUCUGUUGAUAACAUGAUGCGGACUCCACUUCAUUUUGCGUACCUACUUCAUGGGGACUCGGAAAUUAUUGAUGUGCUGCUAAAUAAUGGCGCUUCCAACAACAGUAUUGAUGUGAAUGGAUUGACAGCGACCGAUUAUAAGUCUUCCAACUGCUCCACUCUACAAUGGAAGCGGCUACAGAGAAACGUCCUUGACUUCCAGCUUCAUGUAAAACUCAAACAAAUGAAGGUUCAUGAUAACUUCAAAAGAGCAAUUCAGGAAAAUGACAUGAAACGUAUUACUUCAAUGGUUGAGGAGCUUAAGAUAGUGUCAGGUAAUUCCGUAAAGCCCAAUUUGAUGUCAGUGUACAGCACUAUGUUAUUCUAUUGUGUGGAUGAAAAGAAGGAACACAUAGCAAGGUAUCUUCUAAAGAAUGGAGCGGAUCCAGAUAUAUAUCAGACCAAUGCUGACAAAACUACUUCGUGUGGUCAGCCUUGUGUGAUUUCUCUUCUGGAAAAGGCCACAUCGACUGGAAUGGCAUCUUUGAGAGACGACAUUAUUCAGAUAAGAAACAAAAAGCGGACUGAGGGCAGAGGAACAGACGACAAAUGCUUAGAUGUCUUCAUGAACUUCGGUGGAGUCUAAAGAUUUAGUAAUUUUUACACAAGUAAAAAAGAUGUCAAAACAAUGUGACUUUCAUGUUCAAGAGGAGAAUAAGCCCAAUGGACAAAUCACAUAGUUCGUUGCCAUGACAACGUAU
Molecule: messenger RNA, 2640 nt
Organism: Owenia fusiformis
Lineage: Eukaryota; Metazoa; Annelida; Polychaeta; Sabellida; Oweniidae
Source: the annotation of a GenBank genome assembly